Vanessa atalanta (red admiral) is the source of this 2223-nucleotide messenger RNA. RefSeq names its product cGMP-dependent 3',5'-cyclic phosphodiesterase-like. The transcript has 16 exons. NCBI's taxonomy places the organism in Eukaryota, Metazoa, Arthropoda, Insecta, Lepidoptera, Nymphalidae. The coding region runs from base 1 to 2205 and encodes 734 amino acids. Gene Ontology annotation, biological process: regulation of mitochondrion organization; positive regulation of gene expression; cGMP catabolic process. The record is from RefSeq and is a predicted model, not a curated record. Gene Ontology annotation, molecular function: 3',5'-cGMP-stimulated cyclic-nucleotide phosphodiesterase activity; 3',5'-cyclic-AMP phosphodiesterase activity; protein homodimerization activity. Gene Ontology annotation, cellular component: mitochondrial matrix; mitochondrial outer membrane; mitochondrial inner membrane.
AUGGCAACGCAAAAAAAGGUUCCAAAAAGAAAAAGUAUUCAAAAUAGCGAUCCUGGGAAAAUAUUGGAUCUUGUUAUGAAUUUAAAUGAUGACACUUCUUCACAGCUACAAAUAAAAAUAAAUGUUUACUUACGAGAAGAAUGUGAUGCAGAAACAGUAUUUUUAGUCGUUGUACACGGCGUUGGUUCUGAAGCUUCCAUUGAAGUUAUUGGAUCGAAACCACUAUCGCGAAAACUCAAGAUAUGCAUGACUCAAAAAUUAACUGAUGUUUUAAAAUCGACUGUUGAACAAACUGAUCUGUUGUCCAAUUUCGACCCCGAUUUUCAAGCUAUCGUGGCACCUUUUCUCAGCAAAGAAGCCAAGAAGCGAGUGAUAAUGUGCCCGAUAACGGAUAAACAGUUUUCAAUAAUCGUGUGUGUUGUAGCACCGAAAGUUCUAGAAGAGCAAGUCGCUCUUAUAAUACAUGAAUGUUUUUUGUUCUGCUGGCCAGUUCUGAAGAAAACUAUUUCAUUGGAAUAUGAAUGUACUCUUAAACAAAAAUGUCAACAACUGCUCCGUGUUGCGAGAAGAUUGUUCACUCAAGUAGCCUCGUUGGAAACGUUACUCCAGAUAGCGAUGGAACAAGCAAAACAAUUGACGAAAGCGGAGUACUGUUCCGUCAUGCUAGUGGAUGUAGACCGCAUGGAAUUGGUGCAGAAGUACCACCCGGGAAGCAUACAGCAUGGGGAUGACACUGAAACAAUAGAACAUCGAUUUCCAAUAAGCAAGGGUAUAACGGGCCAAGUGAUCAAAACGGGUACCCUGAUGAACUGUAAGAACGCCAAACAACACCCCGUUUACGAUCCGGAAAUUGAUUGUUAUCCGGGUGUUGAUUGCAAAUCUAUUCUCUGUUUUCCUAUACGAGAACAAACCGGGAUAAUAGGUGUGGGUCAAUUAAUUAAUAAAAUUGGUGACCCAUACUUCGACGCCAUGGACGAGGAAAUGGCGUUGGCGUUUAGCAUAUACUGCGGGGUCUGCAUCAUGCACUCCGUCGUCUACCAGAAGAUAGAGGAGGCUCACAUACGCAACGCGCUCGCCAAUGAGCUGGUCAUGUAUCAUAUGAAGGUCGGCGAUUCGGAGGUAGCCCGACUGUUGGAGUGCACAGGUUUCCACAACCACCCGCACAUAUCGAGCCUACAUUUCAACCCGCGAGCGCUGCCCAUGCGGGAACUCCCCUGUUAUGCCUACAAGAUGUUCUCGGAUUUGGGAUUUGUUAAAAAGUUCAACAUAAAGCGGCAGACGCUGGCGCGAUUCAUCCUGCACGUGAAGAAGGGCUACCGCGACGUGCCGUACCACAGCUGGCUGCACGCCUUCAACGUGGCGCAGUGGGCCUUCGCCGCGCUCGCCAACUACCAGCUCGUGGCCAAGGGAUACUUCACCGAUCUCCAAGCACUAAUGUUUCUGAUAGCUGGGCUAGUCCAUGAUAUGGAUCAUCGAGGUACGACGAACAGUUUUCAAAUUCAAGGCAAAACGACGCUGGCGGCGCUGUACUCCAGCGAGGGCAGCGUGAUGGAGCGCCACCACCUCGCGCAGGCGAUGUGCGUCCUCAACACGGAGGGCUGCGACUUGCUCGAGCCGCUGCCGAGGAGGGACUACGACAGGGCCAUCAUGAUUCUGAGGGACUACAUCCUGGCCACGGAUCUAGCUACUUAUUUCAAGAAUCAGAACGAGUACAGAGCUGUGUCGUACGACUUCCAAAAGGGCAACCGGGUGCACUCGGGCGCCCUGCAGAGCCUGCUCAUGAACGCAGCCGACCUCAGCGACCAGCUCAAGGACUGGGGCAGCGUCAAGAAGACUGCCGCGGCAGUUUUAACCGAAUUCUUCAAGCAAGGCGACGUAGAGAAGAGUCGAGGUGAACUUCCAGUUAGCAUCAUGGACCGGGAGAAGUGCUUCAUACCUGAACUAGAGAUAGAGUUCCUCAACACGACCUGUGUGCCGCUUUUUGACAUGUUGGGAAGAAUAUUACCGAAGUCUCAACCCUGUCUAAGGAUAAUAGAAAACCACAUGGAGAGGUGGGAAGCGGCCAAGCCAGUUUUUGCAGAGGUUCCGACAACAGCCGGUCUGUCUGUGCUCCUUAGCCCUGAACUAGAUAAUCUAAUUGAACAAAACUUAAAAGAAAAGGAACGACGUGCUCUUGAAGCCGAGGGACAAGAAAAUGAUGAAUAAUCUCAUUUCUUACUGUUU